Messenger RNA from Sphenostylis stenocarpa, 1131 nucleotides. NCBI's taxonomy places the organism in Eukaryota, Viridiplantae, Streptophyta, Magnoliopsida, Fabales, Fabaceae. The record is from the annotation of a GenBank genome assembly.
AUGGGCCUUUUGAGACAACGGACACAAGAAGCCCACAAAACAGAUAAUAAUAAAUCUGCUGGAACAAGGAAACAUCUUCAGAGUGAAACUGGGUGUGUUAUAAUGGGAAAUAAUGGUAAUGCGUGUGGAGUGAGAAGGAAAAGAAAGGGCAUGCAGGAGGAAUUGCAUCCAUCCAAUAAGUGGGAGUUGAGUAAGACAAGUCAGAGUGCAUAUAUUGUCCUUGUAUGGAUGGAUCCUUCUAGUGGACAACACCAGCAAAUGUCUAGCCAGUCAUUGGAGAACAUGUUGGCAUGUUCCAAAGCACAGCAGGAGAGGAAGCCAAGGCCUCAGCCUGAACAAGCUCUAAAAUGCCCCAGAUGUGACUCCACCAACACCAAAUUUUGUUACUACAACAAUUACAGCCUUUCCCAGCCAAGGUAUUUCUGCAAGUCUUGCAGGAGAUAUUGGACCAAAGGAGGGACACUGAGGAACGUUCCUGUGGGAGGAGGGUGCAGGAAGAACAAGAGGUCAUCAUCAUCUUCAACAUCAAAGAGAAUCCAAGAUCAAGGAUUCACAACCAAUCCCAACAACCCACUCACUGGCCUUCCUUCAUUGUCAUAUGACUCCAGUGACCUCACUCUUGCAUUGGCAAGGCUGCAAAAGCAGUCAUGUGGGCAAUUGGGUUAUGAUGAGCAUGACCUUUCAAUUUUGGGGAACCCCACAAGCACCCCAUGUGAUAUCCUUGGCAACCCUGGCAUGCACCACUCUUCAACAAACCCAGGGCUUUUGGAUGCCCUUAGAAGUGGGUUCCUUGGAACCCAAAGUAAUAUGCACAAUCUGUACUAUGGAUAUGGGAAUGGGGACAUGGGGGAGGUGGACAAUGGCAAUGCUUGUGGUGGGGUUGGGGUUAGUGGAGAGAUGAUGCUGCCUUAUGAUCAAGAAAUGAGUGUUGCCACCACCCAAGCAGUGACAGUCACUACCAUGAAACAAGAGCUUUGCAAUGCAAGGGAACAAAGUGAGAGUAGGGUGUUGUGGGGUUUCCCAUGGCAACUCAAUGGAGACACCAACAUGGGUGAGCUUGACUCAGGAAGAGCUAAUUGGAAUGGUCUCACUUCAUCUUGGCAUGGACUUCUCAAUAGUCCCCUAAUGUAG